Messenger RNA from Ictalurus furcatus (blue catfish), 3312 nucleotides. RefSeq names its product actin filament-associated protein 1-like 2. Gene Ontology annotation, cellular component: cytosol. Gene Ontology annotation, molecular function: SH2 domain binding; SH3 domain binding. The transcript has 15 exons. NCBI's taxonomy places the organism in Eukaryota, Metazoa, Chordata, Actinopteri, Siluriformes, Ictaluridae. The record is from RefSeq and is a predicted model, not a curated record. Gene Ontology annotation, biological process: inflammatory response; regulation of mitotic cell cycle; positive regulation of DNA-templated transcription. The coding region runs from base 386 to 2185 and encodes 599 amino acids.
UCUACAACCUACACAGGGCCUCUCUGUCUGCAUGCGAAUAGUGACUCAGGCACACUACAUAGUGCCCUAGGUGUUGGUUUGGGAGCGGUGUUGAAGGGGAGUCUGUUGUGAAGUUAAAGAGAGAGAGAGAGAGAGAGAGAGAGAGAGUUGGAAAGUCAAAGAGUUGGAGGAGAGGAAAAGUGCACUAGUUGUAGACAGUGUGUUCUGAAGUCUCUUCAUUUAUUUAUUUUUUUGGCUCUUAAAUGCUGCUGCUGUUGUGAUUUGGUAUCAGUCCAUCCAGGAAUGGAGGGAUGAACAGAGGACGGGGACAGAGGGGUCUCACUGGGGGAUUUUAGACAACUAUUUCAUUCUUCUUUUUAUUUUUUAUUUUUUUACCCCCCCAGAGAUGGACAAACAAAAAGUUCUGGCUCGGCUGGUUUCGGACCUGCAGGCGUUCCUCCUGGUUCUGGACGGUGAGAACCUCAGCUACAUCGCUCAGGCCAAGAAGAAGUCCAUCUCAGAGCUUCUGUCCAAACUGCAGGAGCACAAAGACACAGCGGUGGAAGAUGCAGAGUACAUGAUCAUGAACUGUCCCUCUGGAGUCCCAGCUAACGACCUCAGACGAAACUCGGCUAGCGAUCCGGGUUCAUCGGAAAAUCCGCACUCCGAGUGGCUUCACUGCACGUCUGUAGGUCCUGUGGUUCCCCCGCGGCCUCCGUACAGGUUGGAGGAAGAGGAGGACUGUUAUGAGGAGGCGGAGCCUUUUAUUCCAUCCACUCAGUCUACAGAUAAACUGGACUCGGAGAGCAGUCAUUACGAGUCGUACGGUGAGGAAGAGGAGGAUGUCCCCGUGGACCGAGCUCACUAUAUCCAGUGUGGCUUGUCUCAGUCCUGCCUGCGUCCUGUCCCUGAAUCGCGGCUCUGCGAGUACCUGUGGAGGAAGAAGUGGCUCGGCCAGUGGACACGCCAGCUCUUCAUUAUUAAACACGACUCCUUACUGUGUUUUAAGUGCGCUAAAGACCUCCAACCUCUGCUGGAGAUGAAGCUGACGGGCUGUCAGGUGGUGUACAAGUCCAAACACAGCAAGAAGAUGCAGCACGAGCUGAAGGUGGUGAGCGGAUCCGACACGCUCAUCCUGGGCUUCCAGAGCUGCAGCCAGGCCGAGGAAUGGAGGAAGAUCAUCGAGGAGCUCAGCGGCUCUUCGUACUGCGAGCCGGAAUCCACGGGUUCCUCCUCUUUCCUGAAGAGUGAAAGACUGGAUUCUUGCAGGUCGAGCUCAGUCCUCCACACUGACUCGGAUGAGGAGAUCAUCUCCGCUCCUUCUUCUGCUCUCAGCAGCACCGAGAUCAGUAAUUAUAAGGACAGAGCGGGGUAUCUGAACGUGUUGAUGAAUUGUCAGUGGCAGACUCUGUGGUGUCGAGUGGAGGCCGGAGUUCUGAACCUGUUCAGUGAUGAAAGCAGCGAAGUGACGCCGCAGUACACCGUGCAGCUCCGGGGGAGCGAGAUUCGGCCUGAUACCACUCAUACACACACACACCGCAUCACUAUCCUUCAGCACGGAGACCCGCUGGCUGUCCUGGAGGCCAGCUGUUCUGAUCAUAAAGAGCAGUGGAUCCAGCUCCUGCAGGAUGGGAGCUCCACUGAUGUUGUAUCUCCAAAUCAACACAACAGUCACGAGUCGCUGAGCGGUCUGAAGAGCCGGACGCUCCCCAACGCCAACACGUACAUGGACGACCCCUUUCAGCAGCUCUGUAGUUCGGUCCGCGGAUCUCCCAUCUACUCCAACACCGCCUCACUGGAGCGCAUGUUUCAGAAAUCCCACACCGCUGGAAACGGAGAAUCGCUGCCAUCGUCAGAUUCUCCCGACUACAGCAACUGUGACGUCUUCAGAAGCAGCAGUAAGAAAGUGAGCGAGUUGGAGCGCGGUGUGCAAAAGCUGCAGCUGGCAGGAAAUCGGAUCCCGGUGAGAGCGGGGUCAGAGGUCAACCUCGUCAACGUGGGGGCAAAACCGGCCAAACGCUCGUCCUUCAGACAGUCCCUGCUCCCGUUCUGCUCAGAGAGAACACAGGGAGGGUUUCUGACUCCUCUCCUGCGUAGAACAGCUUCUGCUAAGCUCUCUCUGAGGCGAUCUCCCUCCACUCUGCUCAUCGAACACGGGCGUGUCUUUCACAGGAGGAAGGAGUGGGAGACGAAGGCAUCGGCUUGACCUGGACUCCUUCUCCUCAUCCUGUACACAUUCCUGUCCUGUUAUUAUUAUUAUUAUUAUUAUUAUUAUUAUUAUUAUGAUGAUGAAUUGCACUGAGAAUAAUAAUAUUAUUACCGCGCAUGUGGAUCGUGCAUUUUUUACGUUCAUUUUUGAAACAUUUCUGGGGAAUAUAGUUUCAUAACGAUCAGAUCACGCUUUCUUUUCCGUGUCACACAGUCCGGAUUUAUUAUUCUUCAUCCCCAAUCUCGCGCGCUUGAACUUUUCUUCCGUAAAAAACCAACUGAGAGAAAAGCACACACCCCUGCAGUGUGAGUCGUGUGUAUGGAGGCGAUUAGGGGUCCAAGCACCGGUGUGAGCAGUGAGAAUAAUUACCUCUACAUGAACUCUCUCGCUCCAGCUCGGUGAGAACUCGGUACCGGUGCACAUAUUUUAUAUAAUAUACGUGUCUUUUUUUAAUGAAGUGCCUUAAUUAUUAAUUGUUUUUUACCCUUUUUUAAUGAUGCAUGGAGUCGUGAUCGAAGUCCGUGUCAGUGUAGGAUUUUCUCUGAAUCGUCUGUGAUAUUUGAUAUAACGUAAGUUGUGUUUUUUAGGGUUUUUUUGUAAGAUUUUGUGUAAAACUGAUAACUGUGGUAUGAUGGUGAAUCUAUUCCUAAUAUUUGUAUAAUAAAUAAAGCAGCGUUGGAUAAAGAACGCUUUCUGUUCUGGUGAUUUACUCUCUGUAAUCUCUUUUAGACAUGUUUAGUUUUAAUUAGCGCGAGAGAGAACAAACGAUUUUCCUAAAUAUUAUCGAGCUAAGUUCUAAAACGAAACUAAAACUAGCUAGCUAACACAGGGAAAGUUCACAAAUGUAUUUUCACCUAACCCUAGUGUUAGCUAUCUCACCAAGCAGCAUGCUAGCCGUCACGUUAACUUCACUAGCACGAGCCAGGUUAGUGUAAAGGUCGGUGUUGAGGUUAAUAUCAGUCCGCUAGCUAGCUAGCGUCGGCUAAGUAACGUGGAUCACUAAGCCCUAGCGUUCACUGAAACACCAGUUCAUUGCUGGUGUAUUCAGGGUGGGAUUUAUUGAUCGUUGUACUGAAAUCUUUUAGUGUUUAUCUUCACCGGGAUUCCCUGGUUUACUUUGUCAA